Equus caballus (horse) is the source of this 643-nucleotide messenger RNA. It is a transcript of the gene RPL26, whose product is annotated as ribosomal protein L26. Gene Ontology annotation, biological process: ribosomal large subunit biogenesis; cytoplasmic translation. Gene Ontology annotation, molecular function: RNA binding; structural constituent of ribosome. NCBI's taxonomy places the organism in Eukaryota, Metazoa, Chordata, Mammalia, Perissodactyla, Equidae. Gene Ontology annotation, cellular component: cytosolic large ribosomal subunit; ribosome. The record is from RefSeq and is a predicted model, not a curated record.
GUCAUCGAUUUCUUUCCCAGUUUCCUCCUCUUGUUCAAACUCCACGCCUCUCUCGCUCCAAGAGACGUAAGUCUCGCGAGAUCUCGCGUAAACUUACAGAACCGGAAGUAACGUGUGAUUCUCUUUCUUUUUGCGGCCACCACUCAGGCGCCUUCUGCCAAAAUGAAGUUCAACCCCUUUGUGACUUCUGACCGGAGCAAGAACCGUAAACGGCAUUUCAAUGCACCUUCCCACAUUCGUAGGAAGAUUAUGUCUUCCCCUCUUUCCAAAGAGCUGAGACAGAAGUACAAUGUUCGGUCCAUGCCCAUCCGUAAGGAUGAUGAAGUUCAGGUUGUACGAGGACACUAUAAAGGGCAGCAAAUUGGCAAAGUAGUCCAGGUUUACAGGAAGAAAUACGUCAUCUACAUUGAGCGAGUGCAGCGAGAGAAGGCUAAUGGCACAACUGUGCAUGUGGGCAUUCACCCGAGCAAGGUGGUUAUUACUAGACUAAAACUGGACAAAGACCGCAAAAAGAUCCUUGAACGUAAAGCCAAAUCUCGCCAAGUAGGAAAGGAAAAGGGCAAAUAUAAGGAAGAAACAAUUGAGAAAAUGCAGGAAUAAAGUAAUCUUAUCUAUGGCUUUCAUUAAAAACUUAAAACAAAGA